Cryptomeria japonica (Japanese cedar) is the source of this 630-nucleotide messenger RNA. RefSeq names its product peroxidase 5-like. Gene Ontology annotation, molecular function: peroxidase activity; heme binding. The record is from RefSeq and is a predicted model, not a curated record. The transcript is spliced from 4 exons. Lineage: Eukaryota; Viridiplantae; Streptophyta; Pinopsida; Cupressales; Cupressaceae. Gene Ontology annotation, cellular component: plasmodesma; plant-type cell wall. Bases 1 to 630 code for a protein of 209 amino acids. Gene Ontology annotation, biological process: hydrogen peroxide catabolic process; response to oxidative stress.
AUGGAAGCGAGUUUGCUGGUUAUUCCUCUGUUCGUAUUGUUUUUAUCUACUACAGCUAAUGGAGAUGGGUUGAAGGUGGGUUAUUAUCGCCAAACAUGCCCUGAGGCCGAGGAGAUCAUCAGUGAAACUGUUGCCAAAGCUGUUAAAGCGAAUCCUGGUGUAGCAGCUGCUCUCAUAAGGAUGCAUUUCCAUGAUUGCUUUGUAAGAGGUUGCGAUGGAUCAAUUCUCCUUGAUUCCUCAGACAACACAGCAGAGAAGGAAUCACCCGUCAACAACCCAAGCCUGACGGGCUACGACAUUAUUGAUGAAUUUAAAUCCAAACUGGAAGCCAAAUGUGCCGGCGUCGUUUCUUGUGCUGACGUAGUGGCAUUCGCUGCAAGAGAUAGCGCUUACCAAGCUGGUGGAGUAUUUUGGGCUGUUCAAGGUGGACGAAGAGACGGAAGGGUAUCUCUCGCACCAGAGGUCACAGACAAUAUUCCUUCUCCCUCAUUUGAUGUAAACAGGUUGACACAAUUUUUUGCUUCAAAGCAAUUGUCGCAGGAGGACAUGGUCACUCUCUCAGGGGCCCAUUCAAUUGGGGUUUCUCGCUGUACUCCCUUAAUCGACGCCGUCAAUAACUAUAAUCUUUGA